AUCCUCGGACAGGCAGGCAGAGUGUAAAAUGGCGCACAGCUGUCGGUGGCGGUUCCCUGCUCGGCCCGGAGGGAGCACCAACUCGGGCACCGGGAAGAGAGCGGGCCGAAUCCGGGUCACCGCGUCCCUCCGAAAUGAUACUGGGGCUCAUACGAACUCAAUUGGGCCAAAGGCCGGUUUCGAUGCGGCGGUGCAAGUCUCCGCUGCAAUCGAGAGCAACCUGCAGAAAUUUCGGGAUGUUUUGGGGGAGUCAAGCGGGUCCAGCAGCGGGGAGGAAGAGGCGUUCGGUGGCUUUUGUACAGUCAGUGAAGGCAGAAGAAUACAUAGUCCUGCAAGGACCUUUUCAGUCCCACCAUCAGCUCCUGCAACUCCAGAGAAGAAGCCCAGGGGGCGUCCGCCCAGGGCACAGGCCACACACAGAGUGGGCAGCGCCACUGGCCCCGUGCCUGCGCCUUCUGUGCCCUCCUCUCUCCCCCACAGAGAUGCCACAGUCUCGCACACAGAGAAGGUCAAGCGGCCUCCGGGAAGGCCUCCCGGGUCAGGCGAGAAGAGGAGAGGCCGCCCGCCAGCCUCCGCUAGCCACAGGGGCUGGCACCAGAGCGGCCACGGGUCAUCGGACGAGGCACCGGCCGGAGGCGUGGCCGGCGCAAACGAACACGGUCCGACGGCAGCCCAACACGGCAAGCACGCAGGGGACGAGCGGGAGGGGGGUAAGAUGUCCAAGCUGGGCAAAGUGCCCAAGCUGAAGAGGCUGCAGGAUGCCAAGAUGGGCCCGCUCAAGUCGCGGCUCAAGGCAGUGGCUCGGAAGGGCGUGCCGGUGCCCGUCGUGCCGAGGCGGCGGAGGGGGAGGCCGCCCUCAGCGGAGCGCCUGAAAGCGGAGGCCGCUGCAGCUGCCGCUCGCUCAGGCUCGUCCGCUGCCACUGCUUUCGCCGAGCUGUCCCUUCCAGACGCACGCACCGUCAAACAGAAGGCCUUCAGGGUGCGCGGCAGGGACAGAGGGCUGGACCUCCAGGCUGCCCAGCAGCAGCAGCAGCAGCAGCAGCAACAUGCCAAGCUCAGGGCUCCCCACGCCGACUCGCAACCCGACAGCCCCACGGAACCCCACAGCCCGCCUUCCUCGAAGUUCGGGAGGCCCCUGGGGCUGCGUCAGAGCCCGCGCCACAUCAAGCCCGUGCGUAUCGUGCCCCCUUCCAAGCGCACGGACGCCACCAUUGCCAAGCAGCUACUGCAGCGUGCCAAGAAAGGUGCCCAGAAGAAGAAGCUCCUGGAGAAGGAAAGCGUUGGCAGCGGUGGACCGCCGGGCAUGGACACGGGUAUCCGGCGCCGGCGGAGGACCCCGCUCAAGAACAUCCGGCAGUUCAUCAUGCCCGUGGUGAGCACCGUGUCCCGGCGCAUCAUUAAGACGCCCAAGCGUUUCAUCGAGGACGAGACCAGCUUCAGCGCCCCACCUCCCCAGAAGGUGUCCCGCCUGGACACGCCCGUGUACGUCUCGGCGUCCGUGGCGACAGUGGCCGCCUCCCAGCCUAACGCGGCGCCUUCCCCCACGCUGGCAGCCACUUCCUCCCCCUCGUCCGCCGCGUCUGCGGGUCCUGCCGCCGGCACCACCGCCGCCGUGGACAGUCUUCCCCCUCCCCCUCCCCCCGUGGUGUCCGUUGUCCCCACCAACAGCGGCAGCGUCCCCCCGGGUCUCCUGAACAACGCUGCGAUGGCCGCAGCGGCGGGCGGAAGCUGCAACAACAGCAACAGCAAUGGCGGGCGCUUCAGCAGCAGCGCGGCGUCGUGCGGCUCCAGCGCCGUCUCGCAGCACUCCUCGCAGCUCUCGUCCGGCGAGUCCUCGCGCUCCAGCAGCCCCAGCCUGGACGACUCGUCCUGCGACUCGCAGGCCUCGGAGGGCACGCAGGCACUGUCCGAGGAGCCCGACCGCUCGCCGGGCUCGUCCCAGGGCGACCACGAGCGGGAGGAGGAGGAGGAGGAGGAGGAGGCCGCACUGAUGCAUUCCUCACGCCCGACCUCGCCGCCGUCCGAGCACGAGCGGGAGCACACGAGGCGGCUGGAGAGAGGACGACGUGGGCGGCGUGGGCAGGGCGUGAGGAGCGGCGCCAGCUUGGUGGGCAGGGGCAGAAGUGGCCUGAUGGGGCCGAGGAAGAAGACCAUCAUCAGCCCAGCCACCGGCAUCCUCAUGUCGUCCUCGCAGGUGGGCGCGCACCAGGCCUCCUCGGGCUCGUCCCCUCCUCCCCCUCAGCAGUUGCACCCGCCGCCAGGCUCCUCGUCCAGUGCGGCGGGCGGCGGGGACCACCACCCCCACUCCUCAUGGAUCAUGCCGCGCAGCAUCGCCCCGUUCCUCUCCGGCCCCGCCAUGCACGCGGCGUGCCACGACAAGCGGCGCUCCAUCCUGCGCGAGCCCACCUUCCGCUGGUCGUCGGCGCCCUCCCACAAACCCGAGUGCUUCUCCUCGGCCAAGUACGCCAAGGAGGGCCUCAUCCGCAAGCCCGUUUUCGACAACUUCCGGCCCCCGCCGCUGACCGCGGAGGACGUGGGCUUGGUCCCCGGCUCGGUCUCCGGAGGCGCGCCGCCCUCCGGGUUCACGGCCUCCCCCAGCGGCAGCGCUGGAUCGAGCAGCCGGCUCUUUUCUCCACUGCACCACCACCACCAUCAGCACACCUCCUCCCGCUUCGAGGGCUCGUACCCCAAACGCAGCCCGCUGCUCCGCGCCCCGCGCUUCACCCCCAGCGAGGCCCACUCGCGUAUCUUCGAGUCGGUCACCCUCCCCGCGUCGUCCGGCAGCAGUCCUGGCUCGCUAUCCCCCCUGCAAGGCUCCUCUCCGUCCGGUAGGAGCAUGCGCCACAGGAAGAGGAGGACCUUAGGAGCACCGGUGAGCGGACAACCUCGGUCUCCCUCGCACUCCAUGACCCGGAGGAGCAGUCAGCCGGGUUUCAAGAUGGGCAAGAGUCCCUCCGAUCACAGGGGCAGCUCGAGCGGCAACGCCAGUAACUCCACGUCCCUGACGGGGGUGGCCGUUAGCCCACUCGCUCCAAGUGCCUUAACCCAGCCUCCCUUCAGCACCUUGUCUUCAGGCGCUGCGGGCCUCUCCGGCCACGGUGGCACCGAUGGACGCAAAGCUUCCUCUGCGGCGGCACCGGGCGGCCUGGGCGGCGUCGGCAACUCGGCUGGCUCGUCAUCGUCCUCCCCGUCACAGCUCUUUCCCCUCUUCGGGCCCGGCGGGGGUGGGGGCGGCGGGAAGACGACUCGUGAGAGGAACCUCUCAGCCGGACAUGAGGCGUCCACCAAGGAGAAGGACAGGGAGUCGGAGAGGAGCCGCGAGCGAGAGAAGGAGAACAAGCGCGAGGGGAGGAAGGACAGAGAGCGCAAGGGGAAGGACACGUCCUCCCACUCGGCGUCCGGCUUGUUCGUCAUGGAUGGGAAGGACUUGGAAAAGUCAGUCCCGACGCUUGCCCACAGAAAGACCCCAGGGAGGAAGAAAUCUGUGUCGGCCGACUCCGGGGCUGAGGCCUCCCCAGCUGAUAGCAACACUGUCAGCAGCACGCCCUCGUCCAACGGCCGGCCUUCCAAGAAAGACCGGCCGCCUGACUGGAAUGCAGACGCGGACAGAGGAGGAGAAAAGGAGGAUCAAGAGAAGACGAGUAUGCCGCUACCGCCAGGGCAAACGGGCAAAGCCCCCACCACCAACCCUACACUGGAGUCCGUGUUGAACCGUGCAGAGAAACAACCGGUGGCCGACAAGCAACUGGCCGGGCUGCUGAAGAAGGCGAAAGCACAGCUGCAUAAUAUUGAGAAGUCCUUAAAGCCAGUAGAGCAGCCGAAAGUGCAGGGUCAGGAGAGUGACUCCUCGGAGACGUCUGUGCGCGGUCCCCGCAUCAAGCAUGUGUGUCGGCGUGCCGCGGUCGCUCUGGGCCGACAUCGGGCCGUGUUCCCAGACGACAUGCCCACCCUCAGUGCCUUGCCCUGGGAGGAGAGGGAGAAGAUCCUGUCUUCCAUGGGGAACGAUGACAAAUCGUCAGUGGCAGGCUCGGAGGAGGCUGAGCCACAGACCCCUCCCCUUAAGCCAGUGACGAGGCAAAAGCCGAUCCACGAAGCCCAGCCCAAGAAGGGCCGGCGGUCCAGGCGCUGCGGGCAGUGUCCUGGAUGCCAGGUCCCCGAGGACUGUGGCGUCUGCACCAACUGCCUGGACAAGCCCAAGUUUGGUGGACGCAACAUCAAGAAACAGUGCUGCAAAAUGAGGAAGUGCCAGAACUUGCAGUGGAUGCCUUCAAAAAUGUUUAUCCAAAAGCAAGUGAAAGGUAAAAAGGACAAGAAGAAGAACAGAAUGUCUGAAAAAAAGGAGUUGCAUUACUCGGUGAGCACAGCUGCCCCAGAGGCCAAGCCUGCGCUGAGAGAGGGCCCUUCUCAGAAGAAGAGCGAUGCUCUGCCCUCCAAGGCAGCAGAGGAGAAGCUGAAGCAGCAGCAGCAGCAGGAGGAAGAGGAGGAGGAGGAGGAGGAAGAGGACUGCUCUCCGACCCCUGAGCCAAGUCCUCCACCCGAGGAGGAGGAUCCCUCAUCACCACCCUCCACCCCCACACCCGAGGAGUCCAAGCAGCCCCCGCUGCUCAGCAGCGCUCCCUCCAGGAAGGAUCGGAAACUGCAGCAGCAGCAGCAGGCCACCACGUCUCCCCAGUCCGGCCAUAAAGACCCUUCCCCAUCGCCUCCCACCCCGUCACAAUCCCCAGGCCAGACACCCCCCCAGAGGUCCCCUCAGAACCCCCCCCACUCCAAGAAGGAGCCGCUCGCCAAACCCCCCUCUGAUGGCAAAAAGCCCCAGCAGCAGCUAGCGUCCCAGCCUCCUGUGCCUGACACAGGGCCCGACACAAAACACUUGAAGAAACUCGCUGCACGCUGUGCACCAGCGCCCAAGCCCAAACUAAAGGAGAAGCAGGAGAAGCAGGUAGCCAUUAAACCGGACGGCGGUACUUUAAACUCCUUGAGCACUCCCUCGACUGGGGUUCGGACCGAGCAGCAGCAGCAGACGGCGCCCUGCGACGGAGUGCGACGCAUCAGAGUGGAUUUCAAGGAGAGCCAUGACAUCGACAACGUGUGGGAGAUGGGCGGCCUGAGCGUCCUCACAUCUGUGCCUAUCACGCCGCGUGUGCUGUGCUUCCUCUGCGCCAGCAGCGGGAACGUGGAGUUUGUGUUCUGCCAGGUUUGCUGUGAGGCCUUCCAUCUCUUCUGCCUGGGGGAGUCGGAGCGCCCCUUAGAGGCGCAGCUGGAGAACUGGUGUUGCCGGAGGUGCCGCUUCUGCCACAUCUGCGGACACCCGCACCAAAACACCAAACAGCUGCUGGAGUGUGACAAAUGCCGGAACAGUUAUCACCCUGAAUGCCUGGGCCCUAAUCACCCCACCAGACCCACACAGAAAAAGAGAGUCUGGAUUUGCACUAAAUGUGUCCGCUGUCAGAGCUGUGGGGCCACCAAACCUGGCAAGGCCUGGGACGCCCAGUGGUCACACGACUUCUCGCUGUGUCACGACUGUGCCAAACUAGUCGCUAAAGGGAAUUCCUGCCCCCUCUGUGAUAAAUGCCAUGAUGACGAGGACUAUGAGAGCAAGAUGAUGAAGUGCAGGAGUUGCAGGCGCUGGGUGCAUGCCAAAUGUGAAAGCCUCACAGAUGAGAUGUAUGAAGUCCUGCCCAACCUGCCGGUGGCCUACACCUGCACCAAGUGCACGGAGAAGCAGCCUGCGGAGUGGAGGACGGCGCUGAAGAACAAGCUCCAGAGCUCCGUGCACCAGGUCCUCACCGCCCUGCUCAACUCCCGCACCUCCAUGCACCUGCUCCGCUACAGACAGCCUGUGAUGAAGCCCCCCGAGCUGAACCCAGAGACAGAGGAAAGCCUGCCCUCUCGUCGCUCUCCUGAAGGCCCUGACCCACCUGUCUUGACCGAGGUUCCACCACACGCUGACUCGCCACCAGACCUUGAGUCCGUGGAGAAAAAGAUGGAGUUGGGUCGCUACAAAUCAGUGCUGGAGUUCAGUGAUGACAUUGUCAAGAUCAUACAGACCGCCAUCAACUCAGACGGUGGGCAACCAGAGAACAAGAGGGCCAACAGCAUGGUCAAGGCCUUCUUCAUCCGGAAAAUGGAGCGCAUGUUCCCCUGGUUCAAGGUGAAGGAGUCGAGAUUCUGGGAGGCACAGAAGGGCUCAAAUAGCGGGCUUCUUCCCAACGCAGUGCUUCCCCCAUUCCUGGAUCAUAAUUAUGCGCAGUGGCAGGACCGGAUGGAGCAGAGCAGUGCCGAGCGGCCUCCGCUGGUGAAGAUCAUCCCUGCCCCGACCCACAAGCCCCCAGGGGAGCCGGACUUCCCCGCCACGCCUCCCUCCCAACCCCCUCACGUCAUCCAUGAGCUCUCUCCCGAGGGCAGUCCCGAGCAGCUCCCUCCACCUGGUCUAGGAGACAACAGGCAGUGUGUGCUCUGUCUCAAGUAUGGGGAUGAGAAUACCAACGAGGGCGGACGGCUCCUGUACAUUGGCCAGAAUGAGUGGACUCAUGUAAACUGUGCCCUGUGGUCUGCUGAAGUGUUUGAGGAUGACGACGGCUCCCUGAAGAAUGUGCACAUGGCAGUGAUAAGAGGCAAACAGUUGCGAUGUGAGAACUGCCAGAGACCUGGAGCGACUGUGGGCUGCUGUCUGACCACCUGCAACAGCAACUACCACUUCAUGUGCGCCCGCCAGCGACGCUGCGUCUUCCUCGAGGACAAGAAGGUCUACUGCCAGAGACACAAGGACCUGAUCAAGGGCGAGGUGAUAUCAGACUCUGGGUUUGAGGUAACACGCAGGAUUCUGGUGGACCUAGAGGGCAUCAGCCUUCGGCGGAAGUUCAUCAAUGGGCUUCCUCCUGACAACAUCCAUAUGAUGAUAGGCUCAAUGACCAUAGACUGUCUUGGAAUGCUGACGGACCUGUCAGAUUGUGAGAGGAAUCUUUUCCCAAUCGGUUACCAGUGUUCGAGAGUCUACUGGAGCACCACUGAUGCUCGCAAGCGGUGUGUUUACACCUGUAGGAUCUUAGUGUAUCGCCCCCAAGUGGUAGAAACAGUCACUGACAGCACAGUCUCCUGUGAGAAGAACUUUACCAUUGCUCACAGCCCCUCCACAGUCCCAGAAAUGGAGAUGAUCACAUCCUCUCAGCUGGUGGAUUCAGCAAAGCUGUCCUGUUCCAAGCCAGUGGCUGCAGCUUCCAGGCCAAAGAUGCUCUUCCGAAACAGGCACCCCAGCUAUCCACCAUGCCACAAGUCUCCCAUCUCCAGACCACUUCCCUCUCCAGGAGGCUUCACCAGUUCAGCACAUGAGAUUGUGACUGUGGGUGACCCUCUGCUGAGCUCCUGUCUCGGAAGAAUUGGAUCCCGGCGACACAGCACUUCCUCGCUCUCACCUCAAUCAUCCAGAAACACAGUUGUACCCACAGCGCAGAGCAGUUAUCUGUUCAGUCCGCAAAGCACAGCAUCCUCUAGUUCCUCCAUUACAACUACUCCCUUAUCCCUCUCUUCCUACACAUGGGACCGCGCACAGAGGGACUCCGGCACAAAGGGUCGGCCCUUUGCUUCCGUGAGGUCCCAGAACUGUCAGGUUAGCGCCUCAAGUCCAGGAUCUCAGCAAAGACAGUCAGGUGUCAAUGAAAAAGGUGACUGCAGCCGAGAACCACCUGGAAAGCAGUCCGAGGGAGAGGCGAUGCAUCUGUCUGCUCCGCUGAUGAUGGGGAUGAACCAGGUGUCGCCACCUUUGGGAACGGCCGUCCUUACGAGUCACCAGAGGAGUAGCAGCAGCACUAAGGGCGAGAAGGGGAAGCAGCAAGGAAUGAAAGACACUUCAGACCUUCCAGCCGAAUCAACUCUCCUGUCUUGUCAGCCCCAAGCUGCUUUACCCAAAGAUGGAGGCAACCCCAUCCAGGAAGGCACACCAGCCGCAAAAGACACAGGGAUACCGGGGUCCCCAAAGCCACCAUACCACAAAAGCGGAGGGAGGAAGUCACAUGACUAUGUGGCGGGGCCUGCCCCUGCUGCUGCCAUGAAACCCCGCUGGUCGUCUGGAGCUACCGUGGGAGAGGAGGACAUUAAACGCGGCUCUCAGGCAACACCAGCAGUAACCGCGAGUUGCAGGACCUCCAGCACCAAAGAGACAUGCUCCAAAAUGGGAUUCAGUGGAAGCAUCGAGGCAUCGAAGGAGAGGGAGAAAACUACUAAAAAGAUCAAGACCCCUCUUCAGAAAAAGGGCAGUGAUAUCAAAACACUCGGCCAAGACCAAAACUUUCAAAACAGUAACAACAAAUCUGCAGUACACAGCAGCAACACCAAAGCAGCCGGAACAAAUGCGGUUGAUAAACAUGACAGUCAAGGAGGGAAUAGACCACUAAAGUCAAGGGAGAGGUUCAGUUCUGAGAGCAAGAACAGCUCCAGUUUAGAGGGAAUGCAGCCAGAGACGGGCUCAGAUGCAGGUAUUAGGGCUGCGCUCAAUCAAACCAAAGCAAGCAAGGAGCUGAUCAAAAGGGAAAAGAAGCCUACAGGAAAAGCAUCUUUAAUAUCUCCAAAAAUAGAUCCUAAUGGGACCAAAGUGAUCAGUACAGGCUCGGAUACAAAUCUGUCGACUGCAGUUACCCCGGUCAGUCAGGGUCCACAGAGGAGGUCCACCUGUCCACCUGUCCUCUUCUCUUCGCCAUCUGCCAGCUCAGAAAGCUCAGAGUCCGAGAGCCAAGCUCACCCAGAGGACUGUGAAGAACAUCUGCGAGAGGGAGAGGGAGCUGAGGACGGAGAAGAUCCCUCCAUGGAGGACGAAGGCAGCAUCGACAAGCACAACGAGGAAGACAGCGACGGUUCGGGGUCAGCCAAGCGAAGGUACCCGCGGCGUAGUACACGGGCUCGCGCCAAUAUGAUCUUUGGUUUGACGCCUUUCUAUGGCGUGCGUUCCUAUGGCGAGGAAGACAUCGACUUCUAUGGCGGCGGAGAGGUCAUUGGGAAAAAGCGGUCCGGAAUGAGCAAGCGUUCUGCCGAGGGGCAAGUCGAUGGGGCAGAUGAUAUGAGCACUUCGUUGUCAGAGGAUAGUGGGGAAGACGAGGAGGUUGGACUGGGGCCGUGUCCAAACAAAGACUCCUAUUACUAUAACUUUACACGCACCAUCAUCAACCGUAACGUCAGAUUACACCCUGAGGGAGUGGGAAGAGGGUCACAGUUUGGCAGGUUUCUGAACGAAGAUGCAGGAGAGAGUACAGAUCACAUGGAGGAAUCUGGAGCCAUACCAUUGAGUCUGGGCCGUCCCCAAAUUGGCCAGCUGGAUGGCGUCGAUGAUGGCUCUGAGAGCGACGCCAGCUUGAGUACCAGCAGCACCACAACUGCCACAACGUCCACUACCCACAAAACCUCUGGGAAAAGGAAGAGCCGUGAGAGUCGGGCGGAGAGGAUGGCAGCAGGCUCAGGGAAAGACUCCGACAGCAGCGCUGGAGGGGGGAAUGGCAGCAGUCGAGAGAGCAGGAAGAACCAGAAGGAGUCUUGUCUGUCUCUGGGGAACGUCAAGUCACAGGGGCAAGACCCUCUGGAGGCACAGUUGUCCCUCACCACAGACCUGCUCAAGUCUGAUUCUGACAACAACUACAGUGAUGACUGUGGCAACAUCCUGCCUUCUGACAUCAUGGAUUUUGUGUUGAACACGCCAUCAAUGCAGGCCUUGGGUCAACAGCCAGAGUCAUCUUCUCCGGAACUUUUGCUAGGUGAAGGGUACGGGGUCGACGUCAACCGGAGGAAAGACUCUGCGCUGCUCUUUGACAUACCACUGCCUAGCACUGAGCCUGGGGAGAGCAACUCGACUAUUUCCGUCGAGGAGUCCUACAGCCUGCAGCUGGGCCUGCCCUCUGACCUCUCAGUUCUGACCACGCGGAGCCCUUCCGUUAGCAACCAGAAUCACAACACUCUCAUUCCGGAAGCUUCCGUUAGCAACCAGAAUCACAACACUCUCAUUCCGGAAGCUUCGGAGAGCACAAUACUGUCAUUGACUACUGAUGAAACUGUGGAGAAAGCUGGAGACAAGCCAGGGGUCAGGACGAGCGAGGUGUCUGAGGAAGGAGGUGGAGACUCACAGGUAACUAAUGAUCAGCUGACACCCAAGCAUUUCAUAACGGGCAUCGAGGGCGAGCAUAUUUCCAAUCAAGUCAGUCAGGUGAUUGAACCAGAUAACCAGGACGUUGCCAGGACCUCUGGGACACCAGGAUUACCUAGUUCUCCUACGCUGCCUCUACAAAGUCAGAAAUACAUACCUGUCACUGCUGUAAGCCCUGGACCUUCUCAGGUUGCUAGCACUGCUGUUCAAACCCCUUCCUCUCAUCUCAAACCUGCCCCGGAAAAAUUGAUUGUUGUGAAUCAGCGAAUGCAGCCUCUCUACGUCUUGCAGACUCUACCCAAUGGAGUGACACAGAAGAUACAAAUCACACCUUCAGUUGGUACGACAGGGGUCAUGAGCACUAGUCCCUCUGUGUUGAGCUCCAUGACUCUCACAGCAGGUCUCCCCAAUCAGCCCAUAUUUCCUGCGGGUGGAAAGGGCCUAUUACCCAUGUCUCACCACCCACAAAUUCAUACUCUUACUAAUACAACUCAGGCCAGUUUCCAACCUGUCAUUCCCAACACCACAUCAGGCCUCCUCAUAGGCAUCCCCUCCCAUGACUCCCAGAUUAUCGUGUCUGAAGCAGGACGCAGACCUGAUUUGGCACCCAGCGUCACGAUGGUCUCCAGUGCACCAUCCUUGUCUCCCUCUUCAUCUGUGCUUUCCUCAGGACAUGGCAAGAAACGGCCCAUAACCCGGCUUCUGCCACGCAAAAGCAAAAAACCUCCUCGCUCCCGAAGCCACCCACCGUUAGCGCCAUCAGAAGUGGCACCCAACAUGACCCUUAUAAACUUGUCGUCUCCUCAAAUCACAGCUGGAAUUUCCACUCAGUCUGGUUUAGUUGAACUGGGCACCCUAACCACAGCCACUACCACGUCCCAUCGCAAAAUCCCCAAUAUCAUUAAACGACCAAAAGGGGUAAUGCUGGUGCCACAGCCUAUGCCCAUUACAUCCAGCGGUCAGCCUGGCAUCUUGGGGCAGGACACGUCCACCCACUUGUUGCCAUGUACUGUUUCAGGGCUCAAUCCAAACCAACAGGUGUUGAACGUUGUCUCAGUGGCACCUAGCGGAGCUGGCAACAUUCUCGGCGCGAGUUCAGUUUCUCUGAGCACACCUGGACUCCUGAGUUCCACUGAGAUUACGGGGGCCUUCAGCAAUCUGCUCUUCAAAGCCGGCCCACAUAAUCUGACCAUUCCAGACCAACAGAUGGUUCUCCACUCCGGAGGGGCCAUGAUGCCGCAGCUAACUCACCCUGUGCAGACGUCUAUCGCCAGUAGUAUAUGCGUUCUUCCACCACAGCAAACACUCAGCAUGUCUGUGAGCAAGCAAGUGGACCAAGAGAGCGCCCUGCAUCGCCAGCAAGUCAGUCGAAUCUUGGCAGACAAACCACAAGCACUCGAUCAGAGUGGGAAUGUUGCGGGAUCCAUAGGUCCUGCCCCAAGCUUAAUGGCCCAGGACCCAAGCAAGCCAGUGGUUGGGGUAUUUACCCAAGGUUCAUGGACAACACCCAUCACCCUCCACACAAAUCAGCAGCAAGUUUUCAAGUCCGCUGCACCACCCACAGCAGGUGGGAAGGGGAAACAGAAGGCCAAAAGGGUUCGGUCGACUCCAGAGAAGGCCAGCGGGAAGAAACCGAAGGGACUGCAGGCAGAGUCUCCGCUAUCAUCCAAGGGAGAUGCGAGCUCUGCUGGUCAGCAGUCAUCCUCAGGGACUAAGCAGCCAGUCAAUCCUGAGCCUAUGGACACAGGAAAACCAAUGGAAAAAGAUUCAAAUAAAAGUUGCAGUGAUGCUCCUGUGACCAAAGCGUCCCCCAUCAACCAGGUGUCAGUAGAGUUGUGUGAUGAGGAGUCUAAAGCCACAAGUCCUACUACUCAGAACAGUGGGAAAGGAUCUGGCACUGUACUGGCUUCAUCAGAGCAGGAGGAUGACAAGGGAGGCAGGGACUUCCUCUCUCACUACAAGCCUAAGAAAGGCCUCAUGUUUGAAAUAUCCAGUGAUGAUGGCUUUCAGAUCCGUUGUGAGAGCAUUGAAGAGGCCUGGAAAUCUUUGACUGAUAAAGUCAAGGAGGCACGGUCGAACGCCAAACUCGAGGAACUUUCAUUCGAGGGAGUUAACGGGCUCAGGAUGCUCGGCGUUCUUCACCACACCGUGGUGUUUCUGCUGGAACAGCUGUGUGGUGCCAAAUACUGCCGGAACUACAGUUUCCGCUUCCAUAAGCCCAAGGAGUGCGACGAGCCCCCCAUCAACCCUCACGGCUCCGCCCGAGUGGAGCUGCACCACAGGAGGUCCGUUUUCGACAUGUUCAACUUCCUGGCUUCCAAACACCGGCAGCCUCCGGAGCACAACCCCCAGGAGGAGGAGGAGGAGGAGGUGCUGCUGAAGUCCGCUCGCCGUGCCAUCAGCUUGGACCUGCCCAUGUCCAAGAGACUCCGACACCUGAAGAAAACCUCCUGGGAAACAGUAGGCGUGUAUAGGUCAGCCAUUCACGGACGAGGUCUGUUCUGCAAGCGAAACAUUGACGCAGGAGAGAUGAUCAUCGAGUACUCUGGCACCAUCGUCCGCUCGGUCCUCACUGACAAACGGGAAAAGUAUUAUGACGAGAAGGGGAUUGGCUGUUACAUGUUUCGCAUCGAUGAUUAUGAGGUGGUGGACGCCACGAUGCAUGGCAACGCAGCGCGUUUCAUAAACCAUUCCUGCGAGCCCAACUGCUUCUCUCGUGUCAUCAUUGUGGACAGUCAGAAGCACAUAGUCAUCUUCGCCUUGCGCAAGGUCUACCGAGGAGAAGAACUCACCUACGACUACAAGUUCCCCAUCGAGGAACCUGGGAAUAAGCUGCCCUGCAACUGCGGAGCCAAAAAGUGCCGCAAGUUCCUGAACUAACUCCGGCAUUCUAGCACUUUUCAGGGCGAUGUCGGCAGCACCUUGCUGUGGGUGACCCACAGCAGUUCCACGUUUCCUGUAGUGUGGGACACUUACAGGGCUGAAGAGGUAGCAUGCGUUGAGAUGGGCUUCUGUUGUUCGUCAGAGCUGUUCAGUGUGUGCUUGUGUUUUCCGGAAGGAUGACAUUACUGUGCCUCUUUGGUUUUUGUUACAUUUCGUUGACUGGUUUUCAGUGUCAUCAUCUGAGAGCAAUUCAUUUGGGGAAAUUCAGGCCUUUUUUUAAUGUAAGGUUGAUUUUUUUUUUUUUUUUUUUGUUGAUUUUGUUUUUUUCUUUUAGCUUAAUGGUUAAAAACUAGUGCCCAAGACAUUUGUGUAGGUCCUCCCCAUAGGUUUUAAAUCUCUACAUCACCACUUUUACCUUAAUUUUUCAGGAUAUGGCCUGUAAGGAUACUGAUACUGUUUGUUUGAUAAUGCUCAAUCCCAUUUGCCCCUGCUUCCAGAAUGUGAUGGAUCUCUACAAACAAGAAGAGCCACGUUGUUAGAUCCAUUUUACACCAAAGUGCAAUUCUUUCAGGGGAGGGGUUAAAAAAAAAUCAGGCUCAAACUGAAAUAACGAAAGUGAUCAAUGAAAGCCCUUAUUAUUAUUAUUGUUAUGUAUUUUUGUUUCCAAGCAUGGCAUUCUUCAACACAUCUUUUCCAUCACUGAAUGUAUACUGAAGCCUUCAGACAGCCGUAUUAGCUCUUACUGAGGCGAAGCCUGUCCAUGUUCGAGACACUGUAAAUAUCCUGCAAUCUUGUGUUGACUCAGUAGGGAUGACUAGAUUAUGUUCAUCAGUUGUUUUUCCAAACUUGAUUGCAGUAAUGUUGAUAUUUGUAAGCGUUCCUAUGCUUCGUGUUCUUAUGCUGAGUUGGUCCAGAGUGGGGUGGAGACGGCCUGUGAUUGGCUAGGACUGAGAUCCUGGUGGACUGACAGCCUGGCAACUUGAGGGACAGUAGAGUGGUCGAGCGGUUGGUUGUCCGAGUCCGUGGAAAGAGAGAGUAGGUCUGGUAACUGUUGUGAGGUGGUCGUUGGAGGACAAAAUGAUUGCAGAGCCAUCCUUUCUUAAGAAAGAGUCAAACGUGUGUGCAUGUUAUGGCUGUGUCCAUGAUGACUGGAUUUAAGGAUAAAUAAUUGACUUGAGCUGAGCAAACGUGAUAUGUUGAUCUAUUUUAUGCUUGUUUUAGACCAAUAUGAGAAAAAUCCUCCCGUUGCUGCUUUUAAUAAUUAAUGUUGGCAAUUGAGUAAAACAAAUAUGAUGUCUGCUUUGCGUUGGAAGUUUUAUCUUUUUACGAUAUCAGGCGUUUUCUUUCAAUAUGUAAAUAAUAUGUAUAUUUUUAUAUACGAAAGACUGAAAAGCACUCACUAGUGAAUAGCACCUAAUGAUGGUAUUUAUAUUUUUAAUAAAACAUUGUAUUUAUUUUAACAACAUAUUUGUAGGAAAUAAGAGGUUUACAACACUAAUGCUUGGUCUGACAUUUGUAGAGCUGCCUUCCUUUCGGUUUAGUUUUUCAUUUUUAACACUUCAGACUGAAGCAGUUACUGUCUCAAGAGAGUGCAGUCCACCAGUAGCUCCUAUUUGCCACUCUGAAGCAAGCGUCUUUUGUAUUUGUGACCACUUGUAGCGCUGGUCAGCUGUAAAGGGUCGGGAGUGAAUAUGCGCUUAUUUCACCCUUAGCCAGCCCCUUCGCCAAUUCCCUCAGAGUAUGCGGUCUCUCAUUGACUCUAUUUUCAUAGACAUAAAGCAUAGUUCUGUCUUUGUUCUCUUGUAUUAGUUGGUCUCGUUCGAUUCUAUUUUUUAAAACCCAAGACUAUUAUUAUAUCCGAAAGAUUUCCAAAGUUUUGAUGAAGCAAAUGCCCCAGUGUUCUGUGUAUUUUUUUAUCACGAAGAAUUAUUUUCGUAAAGUAACUGUAAAACCCCAGGGCUAUGAAGGCUAGCCCAGUCCAAGAGUUUUCAUGAAGCACUACUGCUCCAAGACUUCCUAACUACCCAGGCACUGAACAGCCUACCUGCUUCCAUUUCACCACCCCAUGCUCAUUGUGCUCUGGAUAGUUUCACUCCACCAGAUAUUAUCAGACACAGAGAAAUAUCGAGCUUGAACUUACAAGACACCCCAUUGAAUAUCCCAUUGAAUGCUCUUUGGUCCUUGUUAGUAGGAAUAAGGUGCCUUAUCUGACAUUGAGAUAUUUCAGCGUUAACUUCACAAAUGGACCGGGGCCUAAGCAGUUACCCACAUCCACCUGCUGUUGCAGAAAUGGUCAAGUGGCUACCAGUGGUGUACCUUCUCAUCUUUGUGAUGUGACGGCCUUAACACUGACUAUAGCAUACAGGGGUGUUUGUUCAAAUGGCAUUGGGUCUGCUGGUUUCUUUUUGAUCAACGGUCCUUCAGUUGGCUUCCCGUUGUUGACCUCUCAAUUCCCUUUUCCCCAAAGUAAACAGGCAAAAAUCUCUAUUUUUCCUUCUCGUGGCUGAGGAGACGGGUCGGUUUCAGAGCAAUUGGAUGAUUUGUAAGAGACAUGGGUACUAUGCAUAUCUUUCAGAACAAAAACUCUAGAUUGCUGCUGUAUGCAAUGAAUUACUCUUUACAGAGACAGAGCGCUUUGGCCAGUACUUUUUAUUCAUAUUCUGUACGUUUUGUAUGUUGACUUGUUUGUUUGUUAGUUUAUUUUGCCGUCUAACAGUAUAAACACAAGGCAGUUGAGCCCUGACCCCCUUCCAUUGGCUGGUCAGUGAAAACCGUAAUUGACCAACACAUUCUUAGGGUCGUGGGGAGGAAGACUAGAGCAGUUUAUCUUUGGAAGCAAAGCCCAGCAAAGGUCAGGACAGGCACCUUGAGCACACAUCUCACUUAUUUUUUUCCCUCUUUCAUCCAGAAGUUCUAGCUCUAGGUUGGAGAGUUCUACUGCGCCCUCUGACCCUAACCCCCCCACCCCCUCCACACACACACACACACGGCGGUCAGUACGGACAGAACUCAGGUGGGGGUCGGCUGAAGAACACACAUUGCCGGGCCCUGUCAAGCCUGUGGCCUCUCGUCUAAUUCAGGGAUAAAGAUUACGUUUGGGUCAACUCCCGCAGUUCAGCCGCAGUUUGGCCCUUAUUGAAUGUAUUCAUAUAUAUAUAUAUAUACACCGGUGUGUGUGUGUGUGUGUGUAUAUAUACACACACACACAUUAUAUAUAUAUAUAUAUAUAUAUAUAUAUAUAUAUAUAUAUAUAUAUGAAUUAUAUUGACUCUUAUCGCAUUUGUUUGGUGUUAAUGUUAGUAUUUUAAGAAAGGCUGGGAUGAGUUGUUUAGGGAAAGUCUUGUCACAGAAAAAUAAUAUGUUGGAACGGUGAUGAAGAAAAUAGAAACAAGGACAUGAGGAAUAACUAUCCCAAGGGCUUUGCCGCUUUUUUCCAUUUUUCAUGUUAGUUUAGAAUGAGACGCUUCCGAAACAGGUGAACGCAGUCAGUCAGUCAGUCAGUCAGUCAAUCAAUCAGUUAGUUAGUUGGUCAAAACUCAAAAGAGGCAGACCAAUUCAGUUGUUCCUUGGACUUCGUACCGUGACAUCAUUUCUCAGUGGUAUUACAACUUGACAUGUAAUUACAGUAUCCAAUAUAUACAUACACAUGUACAUGCAUACAGGAGCAUAAUGUAUAAAUAGUACAUUUUGUAAGUCAAUAUCUUCACUAUAUGGAAUGGACAGACAAACUUAGUUACAAUAGCAGCAACAGAUUCUUAAUGGUUAAUAAUCAUGUUUGAUGUACUCAAUAAUAACUUUUGAGUUUCAGAAACCUUUCAGAGUAACUAACCUUCAUUUUGUAAAUGUGCAUCCAGUAUCUGUUAAUUUGUGCCCGUGCAUUGCCGUUUUUCCUUUUCGUUUCUUUUUUGUUCUUCUCUAGAAAGGAACAAUAUUAAUAAUCAUGCGAAAUGUAAAUGUAUUCUGUAGUUGUAAACUUCUUGAGGUCAAAUGUUUUAUUUUCCUGUGUUUUUAUCGUUGUAGUGAAAGUGUUUCAUUUUUGCUCUGUACAUUCUGAAGCAGGAUUUGGACUGAUGGUAGAAGUAGGUUUGUCAAGGCCAGGAAAAGAAUAAUGCUCUUAUUCUUCACCCACCCAAGUGUCCUGUACUGUUCUCUCUAACAUUUUGAAGCUUGAGUUGUUCUUGUUCUGACUUUUUUUUUUAAAUAAGUGAUAGUGAUUUUUUAAUCCUUUUAAUUUAUUUAUUUUGUAUGUAACUUUGGCAUAUCCGUAAAAAUAAUGAUCUGCAUGUCCACAUCCUCAUCCUCUCUAGCGCAAGUCAAGAUGGUGGGAUAAUGCCUCAUCAGCAUUUGGAAGCCUUUUUCCCUUUUUGAAGGGAGUGUAUUUGUAAUAGGAGGAGUGUUGUGUGUGUGUGAGCUCCACUGACUUGUAGAUGAUGAUGCUGGGAGGAUAUGGACACAGACACGUGUACUGCACUUAACGGAAAACCACAGACAGUAAUGACCAUUUUAAUACUGACGCUAAAAAGAAAAAAGAAAGUCGGUUUUCUUUUUUUUCUUUUUCUCUUGUCUGAGUUGCCCACCAGUAUUCACCAAUAUCACAGAAAUGAAGGAAAACAAAACAGUUAAAUUACAAUCGCAAAACCACAAACUACUAAGGAUGAAUGUAUAAUGAGAAAAAAAAUACAAUUGUACAUAAGUGUAAAAAGGAAAGUUUCUAAUCAUGUUUAUUUUCUAUGCACCUUUUUUAUUUAAGUGAUAGUUUAAGUAAUAAACAUGUCUCCUUUACUCCUCA
Molecule: messenger RNA, 17795 nt
Organism: Alosa sapidissima (American shad)
Lineage: Eukaryota; Metazoa; Chordata; Actinopteri; Clupeiformes; Clupeidae
Gene: kmt2a
Product: lysine (K)-specific methyltransferase 2A
Exons: 35
Coding region: 29-13003 (4324 amino acids)
Biological process (GO): positive regulation of DNA-templated transcription
Cellular component (GO): histone methyltransferase complex; nucleus
Molecular function (GO): histone H3K4 methyltransferase activity; zinc ion binding; DNA binding
Source: RefSeq, a predicted model, not a curated record